Messenger RNA from Chelonia mydas (Green sea turtle), 1461 nucleotides. Its product is annotated as vesicular inhibitory amino acid transporter-like. Gene Ontology annotation, molecular function: amino acid transmembrane transporter activity. NCBI's taxonomy places the organism in Eukaryota, Metazoa, Chordata, Testudines, Cheloniidae. The transcript is spliced from 2 exons. The coding region runs from base 1 to 1461 and encodes 486 amino acids. Gene Ontology annotation, biological process: amino acid transmembrane transport. Gene Ontology annotation, cellular component: vacuolar membrane. The record is from RefSeq and is a predicted model, not a curated record.
AUGGCUUACCUGAAGCAGACUCUUUCAUCUCUUCCCCAUCGCUUUAGGGGUACACAGUCCCUAUUUUUCAGGCUGGUGAAAUGGGAAGGUUGCCUAGAUGCUGACGAAGAAAAUGUGAAUUUUGCCAGAAGGGAUGAGCUUAACCGGACCCACAGCGAGGAAAAAGAGGAACAAGAUGCUAACAUGACCCUUGAGUUUAAUGUCUCCCACCAGGAUCCAGGAUAUCAAUCAAAGGCUCACAUGCAAGGUGCCCAGAUCAAACUGAUCACGACUUGGGAAGCUGGAUGGAAUGUUACCAAUGCCAUACAGGGAAUUUUUGUUCUAGGAUUGCCAUAUGCUCUUCUCCACAGUGGAUACAGUGGGCUGUUUCUUAUUAUCCUGGCUGCAAUGUUCUGCUGCUAUACUGGCAAAAUUCUAAUCGCUUGCUUGUAUGAAGAAGAUGAAGACGGGCAGCUCAUAAGAGUGAGAGACACAUACGAAGACAUUGCUAAUGCCUGCUGUAAAAAGCGAUUUCCCAAACUAGGUGGCAUAGUUGUCAAUGUGACCCAGGUGAUGGAACUGAUCAUGACGUGCAUUUUGUAUCUGGUUGUUAGUGGGAACUUGCUGUCACAUAGUUUUCCAUAUUUACCAGUAACUGAGAAAACUUGGUCUGUAAUUGUGUUUGUAACACUGCUGCCUUGUGUGUUUAUCAAAACUCUCAGCAUUGUUUCCAAACUGAGCCUGCUUUGCUCCUUAGUCCAUUUCAUUAUCAUCUUCAUAGUGAUGAGUUACUGUCUGACACAAAUACAUCAGUGGUCUUGGACAAGAUUUAGACUCCCCAUUGAGUUUGAGGAUUUCCUGGUCUCAGUGGGGGUGAUCAUUUUCAGUUAUACUUCACAAAUAUUUCUUCCUACUCUUGAAGGGAACAUGAAAAACCCAAAGGAAUUUAGCUGUAUGUUGAACUGGACUCACUUUUUUGCUUGUCUCUUCAAGACAGCCUUUGCACUGACUGCAUUCCUGACUUGGGGCGAAGAGACAAAGGAAGUUAUUACUGACAACCUGCCAUCAUCCCUAAAAACCCUGGUGAAUUUGUGCUUCUUAGCCAAGGCUCUUCUGUCUUACCCAUUGCCCUUUUUUGCAGUCACAGAAAUACUGCAUACUUGCAUAUCUAGCAGCGAUCAUUCUGAUUACAGAACCCCACUGUUUAUUGUAGUUUUAAGAGGCUUGGCCCUCUUGUUUACUCUGCUGAUGGCCAUGUUCAUACCACAUUUUGCUCUGCUGAUGGGUUUAACAGGCAGUGUAACGGGUGCUGCUAUGACUUUUCUUCUUCCUUCUAUUUUCCACUUAAAACUUAAAUGGGGAAAGUUAGUGUUCUUGGAGAAAUGUGCAGCCAUUUCUCUUUUUACUGUGGGUUUCCUUUGCAGCUUAGCAGGUAUAGUCUGCUCAAUAAAAGGGCUGAUUGAAGCAUUUGGAGGAAGGUAG